Messenger RNA from Strongylocentrotus purpuratus (purple sea urchin), 1569 nucleotides. RefSeq lists its product as uncharacterized. NCBI's taxonomy places the organism in Eukaryota, Metazoa, Echinodermata, Echinoidea, Camarodonta, Strongylocentrotidae. The transcript is spliced from 8 exons. Bases 1 to 1569 code for a protein of 522 amino acids. The record is from RefSeq and is a predicted model, not a curated record.
AUGAUAGGGGCUCUUGAAGCCCAUGGCGUCUUAAAGCUUUUCGAUCCCUUCUUCUACCGCCGUGUGGCCAGAAGGGAAUCAGCCGUGAUCAUCACAAACGUUCCUGACAUGCACGUCUGUGCUAGAAUGUGCCUGGAUGCGGACUUCCCGUGUGGUGUCUUUGAAUACUACAUAGCAGGAAUGAUCAUAGAUGUGAAGAAUCAAACCAAACCCGUUUAUGAUUGUCUGAUGGAUGGACCCGGCAUGGUGAUGGUUCAUCUGUCAACACCCGAGUCAAAAAGAAUAAACUUUCACCAGUUUGUCAGAAAGAUGGAUAUUUCAGCUGGAGACAAUGCCGUGUUCAUAUCAGGUACAGAUGUCAUCUUGUCUCCUUCUUACCUCCCUGCAAACUCCUUCAACCCUUCUCCUUCCUUCUCCUCCUCCUCCAACUCUUCCUCCUCUCCACUCUCCUGGACAAUUCGUCUCUCUGAAGUCAACUACAACACCAUCGUCUUCAAGAUGCUCGCUGUCAAAGGUCAAAUUGAUUGUGGUAACUGGUCCUCUUUCUCUCUGCUCUCAAUCAAUGGUGGAGGUAAUUUCACAGCAAGUAGUGGUAAGGUGGGGACAGCUAGAUGUCUCAACGAAUUCGUCGUAGGGGAGACGUUCAACGUCGAUUCGGCAGAAGUUUUCAUCACUUACUUCGCCACGGAUUUGAUAGAGACGGGAUUUAUGUUGGAGUAUAACGCAAGAUGGUUGUGUAACCAGAGUUUUAUCGCUUCUCCUGGGUCUAUCAGCUCACCACGAUUCUACUCUCUCAGGCAGACAUAUCCACCCAAUAUCCGCUGUCAUUACUCCAUCACGGCACCACCAAACCUCGUCGUCGCACUUCAUAUGGACUCCUAUCAAAUCGAACCAGACAUGGAAGAGGGAGCAUGUGACUUUGAUAGUCUCAGUAUCUUUGAUGGUAACAGCACCGAUGCACUGAGACUGGAGUAUCUCUGUGGGUAUAGUCAAGCUCCUGUAUCAGUGCUAUCAAACUCCAGCUCGCUCUAUUUGGUAUUCAGCACAGAUGAGUCAGGGCAGUACGCAGGAUUUGCAGCCUCAUUCUCGUUCAUGGAUCAGAUUAAGGGAAAAGACGAAGAAGAGGGAGAGCUGAGAAGUCAUGACGAGAUGUCAGAUUUUGACAGAUUAAAGGGAUUUAUGUAUGAAUCGUCUCAAACUUCAAAGCUCACAACGACAUCUCAAUCGACCUAUCCCAAAGGCAUGACAACCUCUUCUAAAGGUGUUUACGAGAGCAGGGAGCAGAUCAACCACGAGCUGAACGAUGAUUCCCUCAAUAAGAGUACGUUGGCGAUCAUGCCAAAAGCGAAGAAGAAAUCCGUGGCCGGGAGGAAGAGGGGUGGCGAGACGGCGCCCAGGGCAACGUUACCUCCAAGUCAGGCGGAGAAUCCGAGAGCGGAUGCAGCGUUACCCCCAAGUCAGGCGAGGAAAAGUCCGAGGGCAAGGGCGAAGGCAACGUCAACGCCUGUCGGAGUGGGCCCCAGCGGCGCCGACGAUCAGGGCGGGUUUGUGCUUGCAGACUACAACUAG